AUGGGUUCCUGUUUAUCAAGCGAGAGCAGGAGCCCUGGGCCUGGGUCUCCAGCGGGGCUUAGAAGAAGAAAGAGCUCGAAAAGGAAGUUUGGGUCUCAAAAUUCAUUUGACUAUAGGUGGGAGGAAAGACUGCAUAGGACUCCUGGUCGGAUGUUCUUGAACGGUUCGAGCGAGAUUGCGUCACUUUUUACGCAGCAGGGAAAGAAAGGGACUAAUCAAGAUGCCAUGGUUGUUUGGGAGAACUUUGCUUCAAAAACAGACACUGUCUUCUGUGGGAUUUUUGACGGCCAUGGUCCUUAUGGUCAUUUGGUUGCAAAGCGAGUAAGAGAUUCUCUUCCCUUGAAGCUGAGCUCGUACUGGGAAGUCAACAUUAAGAGUGACGAGGUUCUUAGGGAUGUCAGUUUGAACACUGCUAGUAGUUUAUGUUCAGAAGGAACUUCCUUUGUAUCUGCUGACGAGGAAGCUAGUCGAGCUUCAGUUGAUGUAGAAGAAAACAAAAGGCAGCCAGAGAUUUUUGAAACCCUGAAAGAGUCGUUUCUGAAGGCCUUUAAGGUCAUGGACAGGGAGUUGAGAAUCCAUUCGAAUAUUGACUGCUUCUGUAGUGGAACAACAGCUGUUACUCUGGUGAAACAGGGCCAAGAUAUUGUAAUGGCAAAUGUUGGGGACUCGAGGGCUGUAUUAGGUACAAGAGAUGAGAAUAAUUUGCUUACUGCAGUCCAGUUGACUGUGGAUCUCAAACCUAAUCUUCCAGCGGAAGCAGAGAGGAUUCGCAAAUGUAAAGGACGCGUUUUUUCUCUUCAUGAUGAACCUGAUGUUGCAAGAGUGUGGCUGCCGAAUAAUGACUCUCCAGGCCUUGCUAUGGCCCGUGCAUUUGGUGAUUUUUGUCUCAAGGACUUUGGUGUAAUCUCCGUGCCUGAAAUUUCCUAUAGACGCAUCACCAAUAAGGAUGAGUUUGUCGUGCUAGCCACAGAUGGGAUUUGGGAUGUACUCUCAAAUAAGGAAGUGGUUAACAUCGUGGGCUCUUGCCCUACACGUUCACAUGCCGCUCGAUCCCUUGUCGAGACGGCUGUUAAGGCAUGGAAGUCCAAAUAUCCGACUUCUAAAGUCGAUGACUGUGCAGCCGUUUGCCUUUUUCUGGAGUCAAACGAGACUAAUUCCACUCCCACCAAAACCAAUGACAAUAAUAGCCAUUCGCUCGAUCAGGACGAUGAUGCCAAACCUAAAUGCGAUAUUCUCAAAUCAAAGCACUCGAGCAUGGAUAAUAAAACUGACGAUGAGGUUGUUGGAGAAGAGGAUGAAGUUUCAGAAGCUCAAGAUGAAUUUGUGGAUGCUAAAGGUGUGAAUGCUGAAAUUGACACAAAUUAUUGGUCUGCUCUUGAAGGAGUUUCACGUGUGAACACACUCAUGAACCUGCCGAGGUUUUCACCCGGGAAGGAGGAUAAGAAUGCAGCUGGAGAAAGAAAAAUCAGAAAAUAG
This is a messenger RNA of Striga hermonthica, 1476 nucleotides long. Lineage: Eukaryota; Viridiplantae; Streptophyta; Magnoliopsida; Lamiales; Orobanchaceae. The record is from the annotation of a GenBank genome assembly.